Messenger RNA from Gilbertella persicaria, 827 nucleotides. RefSeq names its product zinc-finger of the MIZ type in Nse subunit-domain-containing protein. The coding region runs from base 35 to 793 and encodes 252 amino acids. Gene Ontology annotation, molecular function: SUMO ligase activity; zinc ion binding. The record is from RefSeq and is a predicted model, not a curated record. Gene Ontology annotation, biological process: double-strand break repair via homologous recombination; protein sumoylation. The transcript is spliced from 4 exons. Gene Ontology annotation, cellular component: Smc5-Smc6 complex; nucleus. NCBI's taxonomy places the organism in Eukaryota, Fungi, Mucoromycota, Mucoromycetes, Mucorales, Choanephoraceae.
UUUGUGUUUAAACCAAAAAAAUAAGAAAAAGAAAAUGUCUAUUGAUUUCAAUACUUUGGAAGAUAUUCGUGACAACUUUAGCCUCAGCGCCUCUAAUACAACUACGUUUGCUGUUGCUACUCGAGACAUAGAUGAGAUCAAUCUUCUAAUUCAAAAAGGACAACAGUUUGUAAGAAGAGCAGCACAAGAUAAUGAAGAAUCCAACAAUACAGAGAAGGUCAAUGCCCUAGAUAAUAAAUUUAAGCAACUGAUUGAUUUAGAAAACAAGCUUCAAUGUCAUAAAAGUACACUAAACAUAAUGAAAGAAAGUAUUACAAGAGGUGAAAGAAUAAAAGACGUAUCAGACGAUUAUCAAAAGCAGAACCAUGCUGAAAUGGAUAAACUAGCAAGUAAUGAGGAUAGCAAAUAUCAUAAUCAUCCCAGCUACGUUAAAUUUAGACAAGCUAUUUGGAAUAUCAACCAUCCUGAUGAAAUGAUGCCUAGUUUAACAGAUGUACAAGAGGAUGAUGAUAUCGUGAUGGGCCCUUCAAAGAUUUCACUCAAAUGUCCUUUAACAACGACUUGGUUUGAAGAACCGGUGACAAAUGCAGGAUGCAAGCAUACAUUCUCUAAAUCAGCCAUUCUCUCACUCUUGCAGAAAUCCAAUGUCAUCCGCUGCCCUAUUCCCGGUUGUAAUAGCUAUAUUCAGAAAAACACACUUUCUCCUGAUGAAAUGAUGGUAGACAGAGUCAAGAGAGCAAAGGCAAGAGAGACACAAGAACAACAAUUAAGUCAAUUCUUUGAUGUAGAAUAGAUCUCUCUUUAUUAUUAUGAUACAUAAAAAUUAC